CUGAUACAUUUUCAAAACCCCGAAAAAUAAGGAAAGAAUGGGUAAAAAUUUAGGCGUAAUAAAGAUUCAACUAAAGAAAAGCGUAAACUCGUUUGCUUUCAUUAAAUUUCACCUACCCUUACACCCUCUCGUAAAAACAACAAAGAAGAGGCUUAGAGAAUUUGGACACACCAAUAGUGUGUGGGUGUAUGUACAUACAUAUGCAUGUGUAGAAGGCCCGAUGUCGUCAACAAAUGGUUAACUCACCUGCCCAUGUUGGACUGAAAUGGGUAAAAACAUUCACGCGGACACAAAUAACUGUAUGUAGGUAUACAAACAGCAAUCAAAGUGUGAUUCGCCAGUGUAAUUGGCAUCCGAGAGCAGCAAACAGGCAGUCGUAAAUCGCAAGGCGUAAUUAACGGAAAGACGAUGAAAUAUACCCUCCCCUUAGUGCAGACAUCUAGGGCGAGAAGAAAACGCUUCUGCUGUAUAUGCCGAUGGCGCACAACAGGUACACCAUUGACGAGUCAAGGUAUUGACAUAGGCAGUAGCAAAUUAACCGCUGGCAUGGUUUCAUUGGCUUUUAACAAAAUACCGCUUUCGCGGCAACUGGAACUGUUUCUCAUGGCCAGCGUAUUUUAUUUCGACCACCCGUUGUACGGCACCGAGGCUGCCUCUAUGAAAUACAGUCAUGGUCCGCUGGUGUCAGCACUAAGUGCAAGCUCGCACGAUUAUGGCACGUCUACGAGUAAGGGAACUUCACAAUCGGGUGUUCUCGGGGUUGGUGUGGAUUCCUCCAAAGCCGGUAUUGGCACAUCAGUAAAUAGUGCAGCGGGGGCUGCAGCUGCUGCACUAGAUAGCUCAACAGACACCGGAGGCGAAGUUGUUGUUCCUAAAACGUUUCCCCUGAGCGCGCAAGAACCAACGUGUGAACAGUUACGAGCUAUGUGGAUCUUUUCAAAGAGACAAUCCAGAGCUGCGGAGAUUACGAACGAAAUACCGACAUAUCGCGAUCCCUUUGAAUAUAACAUUUGGGAGCCAUAUUAUUCGACCACCCGCAGUCUUGGUGGAGGGUAAG
Rhagoletis zephyria (snowberry fruit fly) is the source of this 1057-nucleotide messenger RNA. RefSeq lists its product as uncharacterized. Lineage: Eukaryota; Metazoa; Arthropoda; Insecta; Diptera; Tephritidae. The record is from RefSeq and is a predicted model, not a curated record.